Myotis davidii is the source of this 4447-nucleotide messenger RNA. It is a transcript of the gene SGSM2, whose product is annotated as small G protein signaling modulator 2. The record is from RefSeq and is a predicted model, not a curated record. The coding region runs from base 16 to 3030 and encodes 1004 amino acids. NCBI's taxonomy places the organism in Eukaryota, Metazoa, Chordata, Mammalia, Chiroptera, Vespertilionidae. The transcript has 24 exons. Gene Ontology annotation, molecular function: GTPase activator activity.
AGAACUAUACCGCCCAUGUAUCCACAGGUGAAGCAAAUCAUGGAGGAGGCUGUCACCAGGAAGUUUGUGCAUGAAGAUAGCAGCCACAUCAUUGCUCUGUGUGGUGCGGUGGAGGCUUGCCUCCUGCAUCAGCUGAGACGCCGUGCCGCCGGCUUCCUGCGCAGUGACAAGGUGGCGGCUCUGUUCACCAAGGUGGGGAAGACGUGCCCAGUGGCUGGGGAGAUUUGCCACAAGGUCCAGGAGCUGCAGCAACAAGUAGAGGGCAGGAAGCCCUUGGUGGGUAACCAGGAGCCCCUGCGGAGACAGGGCUCUACCGGUGGGAAGACCCCAUCCCUCAGCCCGCAGGCCUUGAAACACAUAUGGGUCCGCACAGCGCUCAUCGAGAAGGUGCUGGACAGGGUCGUGCAGUACCUGGUGGAGAACUGCAGCAAGUACUACGAGAAGGAGGCAUUGCUGGCAGACCCCGUGUUUGGCCCUAUCCUGGCCUCUCUUCUAGUGGGACCCUGUGCUUUGGAGUACACCAAGCUCAAGACAGCCGAUCACUACUGGACCGACCCUUCUGCUGAUGAGCUGGUCCAGAGGCACCGUAUCCGGGGUCCCCCUAAUCGCCAGGACUCCCCUGCAAAGCGCCCAGCCCUAGGAAUCCGGAAGCGGCACUCGAGCGGCAGCACGUCGGAGGACAGGCUCGCGGCCUGCGCCCGGGAGUAUGUGGAAUCCCUGCACCAGAACUCCAGGACGCGGCUGCUCUACGGCAAGAACAACGUGCUGGUGCAGCCGAAGGAGGACAUGGAAGCUGUCCCCGGCUACCUCUCCCUGCACCAGUCUGCAGAUAGCCUAACUCUGAAGUGGACCCCCAACCAGCUCAUGAAUGGGACUCUGGGGGACUCCGAGCUGGAAAAGAGCGUUUACUGGGACUAUGCCCUGGUUGUGCCCUUCAGUCAGAUCGUCUGCAUCCACUGCCACCAGCAAAAAAACGGUGGCACACUGGUACUGGUGAGCCAGGAUGGCAUCCAGAAGCCACCGCUGCACUUCCCGCAGGGAGGACACCUACUCUCCUUUCUGUCCUGCCUGGAGAAUGGGCUUCUGCCUCGGGGACAGCUAGAGCCCCCACUCUGGACCCAGCAGGGGAAGGGGAAGGUGUUCCCCAAGCUGCGGAAACGUGGCAGUGCGCGGUCCGUAGAUGUGGACGAGAUGGGCACAGGCUGGGCCACAGACUACGUGUUCCGGAUCAUUUACCCUGGUCACAGGCAUGAGCACAUCACUAUUAACUACCACCACCUAGCGGCCAGCCGCGCGGCCUCGGUGGACGAUGAUGAGGAAGAGGAGGAUAAACUACACGCGAUGCUCUCAAUGAUCUGCUCGCGGAACCUCACAGCUCCCAAUCCGAUGAAAGAUGCUGGUGACAUGAUCGAGAUGCAGGGCUUUGGGCCCAGCCUGCCAGCCUGGCACCUAGAUCCCAUGUGUAGCCAGGGCUCCUCCUGCUUCUCCUGCUCCUCCAGUAGCUCCCCAUAUGCAACUCCCAACCACUGCAGCUGUGUCCCCGACCGGUUGCCCCUCAGGCUACUGUGUGAGAGCAUGAAGAGGCAGAUCGUGUCCCGGGCCUUCUACGGCUGGCUGGCAUACUGCCGCCACCUGUCCACGGUGCGGACCCACCUGUCAGCGCUGGUGCAUCACAACAUCAUCCCGCCCGCCCGCCCCCCAGGGGCCUCAGGGGGCCUCACCAAGGACGUGUGGAGCAAGUAUCAGAAGGAUGAAAAGAACUACAAGGAGCUGGAGCUGCUGCGGCAGGUUUACUAUGGAGGCGUGGAGCACGACAUCCGCAAGGACGUCUGGCCCUUUCUGCUUGGCCACUACAAGUUUGGCAUGAGCAAGAAGGAGAUGGAGCAGGUGGACGCAGUGGUGGCAGCGAGGUACCAGCGGGUGCUGGCGGAGUGGAAGGCCUGCGAGGUGGUGGUGAGGCAGCGGGAGGAUAAAGUGUUUAUCUCUGUGGAUGACCUGGAGCCCCCGAAGCCCCCAGGCACGGAGGAGUGCAGACCAGGGCCCGAGGAGGAACCCGGAGCAGGGCCCCCGGGCACCGCCGUGGUGGAGCAGCAGCAGUCAGUGGAGUUUGAUUCUCCAGACUCAGGACUGCCUUCCUCUCGCAAUUAUUCCGUGGCCUCAGGCAUCCAGUCGAGCAUAGAUGAGGGGCCGAGUGUGGGCUUCGAGGAGGACUGCGGUGGGGAGGAAGGCUCCGAUGGGCCGGAACCUGCAGUCCACGCUUUCUCCGAGCCCCAAGAUCCCAGCCAGGAGAAGGCCUCUCGGGCCGGCGAGCUGGAGGCAGGGGAAGAGCUGGCGGCUGUGUGCGCUGCUGCCUACACUAUAGAACUAUUGGACACCGUGGCCUUAAACCUGCACCGCAUAGACAAGGAUGUGCAGCGAUGUGACCGCAACUACUGGUACUUCACACCCCCCAACCUCGAGAGGCUCAGAGACAUCAUGUGCAGCUACGUGUGGGAACACCUGGACGUGGGCUACGUGCAGGGCAUGUGUGAUCUGCUGGCGCCGCUCCUCGUCAUCCUCGAUAAUGAUCAGCUGACCUACAGCUGUUUCAGCCACCUCAUGAAGAGGAUGAGCCAGAACUUCCCCAAUGGGGGCGCCAUGGACACCCACUUUGCUAACAUGCGCUCCCUCAUCCAGAUCCUGGACUCAGAGCUGUUUGAACUGAUGCAUCAGAAUGGAGACUACACCCAUUUCUACUUCUGUUACCGCUGGUUCCUGCUGGAUUUUAAGAGAGAGCUGCUAUAUGAGGACGUGUUUGCGGUGUGGGAGGUGAUCUGGGCGGCCCAGCACAUCUCAUCAGAGCACUUUGUCCUAUUCAUUGCCCUGGCCCUGGUGGAGGCCUACCGUGAGAUUAUCCGUGACAACAACAUGGACUUCACCGACAUCAUCAAGUUCUUCAAUGAACGAGCUGAGCAUCACGAUGCCCAGGAGAUCCUGCGGAUUGCCCGGGACCUCGUCCACAAGGUGCAGAUGCUCAUAGAGAACAAGUGAGGGCCAGGAGGCAGCAGCCAGCCAGAGCCUCGGCCCCUGGCCCUGGGUCCGUGGGGAGAGGUGCAGGGGUGCACAGCAGAGACUGCCCACCUCUCGGCCAACCCUGCCUGCCCAGCUGUGUUCCUAACAAAGUGUGAGCCUGGGAUCCGACUCCGGGCAGUUCUGGCCCUGAAGGGCAAGUCAGGGGCCAGGGUACCCUCAGGUCAGGGCCAGGAGGGGAAGGGGCAGCCUCAGGGAGCAGCUGACCUGGGGAACACUGCCCCUGCAGCCUCAGCCUGAGUGCCCCAUGCCCUCUCCUGGGUCAGCCUGGGGCCCUGUCGAGUCACCAGGGCUAUGUUGGCUGGGCCCCACUGGUGAGGGUCGUGUGAGGCAAGGGGACUCUGUUGUAUUCCUUCUGAGCGUCCCUUUGUAGGCCCAGUGCAUGUGUGUGCACCAAUCCCAGUCGGGGCAGCCAGAAUGGCUACGAGUUUGGGCGUGUUUCCUGGGCCACCUUCCAGGUCCUCCUCUGAGACUGGGCAGAGCAGCCCACCUCAGCAGCACUGCCACUGCCUUUGGCCACCUGAGGUGACCCCAUGCCCUCCCCAAGCCCGUACAGUGCACCCACGUGUACCUGUACAGUCUCACUCCUGCCACCUCGCUCUUGCUUUAUGCAUUAGAUGCAUCCCUGGAAACUGUAUACACGACACUCUGCCAGCUGGAGGAUCUGGAAUGUGGUUGGAGCACUUUCUCUCAAGAGGAAUCCCAGGUGAUUCCUUAGGGAGGGGAUCCUGUCACAGCCUCCUCUCAAAGGUGGCCCCAAAACUUGGGGGCAGCCCAUCGUCUAUCCCAGGCAUCCGCUGAGUCCUAAGGCUGGAAGGAGGAGGUGCCUGGGUCUCUCUUGUUUGUUGCUGAUGAAAAGCAAGGUUAGCUCUGCCUUCCGCAUGCUUCUCAGGAUGUCCAGAGGCCUAAGGACCCAGAAACCUGCCUGGGAGAGCCUCACUCAUGAGGGGAGGUGUCAUGCUGCUUGUUCUGCCAUCCCCCACCCCCAGCCCCCAACACAUGCAGGCUGGGCCUUGCCCCAGGCCCAGGAGGCUGCUCUGCCACAGGGGCUGGGGCCUGCCCAGCAACCACUAAGGGCUGGAGACUUCCUGCAUUUGAGAAACAGAAAAGGACCCAGUAGCUUUUCUGCAUCCAGCACAGCCCCCCGCCUCCUCCCGCCAGCCCACCCCUGUCCCAGGCACUGCACGGCCUGUUUGGGGGCCAGCCCGCCCCAUUGCCCACUCUUGUCUGUGAGUCCUCAGCCUCCACCAAGCACGGUGGCCAUUGUGUGCCUGCCUUAGUGACUCAGUGGUUUGUGAGGAGCAGAGUGUGUAUGAUUUUUGGCUCAGAAACUAUACUCUUCAGUGUAACAAACCAAUAAACACAGCAUUUGGCAAUG